Molecule: messenger RNA, 1624 nt
Organism: Formica exsecta
Lineage: Eukaryota; Metazoa; Arthropoda; Insecta; Hymenoptera; Formicidae
Product: coiled-coil domain-containing protein 25
Exons: 6
Coding region: 114-743 (209 amino acids)
Source: RefSeq, a predicted model, not a curated record
AGCGUGGGCAUUCUGGCAUCACUGGUUGGCAAUCGUUGGCGCUACAAAAUCAUACAAAAUAUUUUUGGCAGCUAACUUUGUCGCAUGUGUUUUAAUAGAAAUUUUCAUCAAUAAUGGUUUAUUAUUUCAUAAGUGAAGUGGUACAGCCACCCAUUACACUGUUUAUGGGAGUUGACAAAUAUGAGAAUGAAGACCUUAUCAAAUGGGGUUGGCCAGAAGAUGUAUGGUUUCAUGUUGAUAAAUAUUCCUCUGCUCAUGUAUAUCUUCGACUUCGACAUGGUCAGACAAUAGAUGACAUUCCCAGCACUGUGUUGGAAGAUGCCGCACAAUUGGUAAAAGCAAACAGCAUUGAAGGAAACAAAAUGAAUGAUAUUGAUGUAGUGUAUACAAUGUGGUCAAAUUUGAAAAAAACACAAGGUAUGGAGGUUGGUCAAGUUGGUUUCCACAAAGACAAGGAUGUUCGUAAGAUUCAUGUUGCCAAGCGGAUAAAUGCCAUUGUAAAUCGGCUUAACAAGACGAAACGUUCCGAACAAGUAAACUUUAGAGCUGAGAGAGAACAGAGAGAUAUGAAUGAACGAGAAGACAAGAAAAAACUCUUAAGAGAACAGAAAGAAAGGGAAAAAGCAGAGGAGAAACGACGUCAGGAAGAAGCAGAGAUGAGAAGUUAUAAUUCUCUAUUUAAUACAUCUAAUAUGACUUCAAACACGGAGAACAGUGGAUACGAUUCGGAUGAUUUCAUGUGAUGAAACUAAUAUUAUUGUUUAUAACAUGUGCCUGAUUCUUCACCAUCUCCAGCAAAAAAUGUGCAAAAGAAGAAAAUUGCAGAAUAAAACGUAUAAAAUAUCUUUCAGCGAUUUGGUGCAGAUAAGCGCGUGUGUAAGUCUUACAAGUGCUACACUCGCAUGAUUUGUCUAUCGGUAUUAAAUCUUUUUUAAACUGCGCUUGCUUCAAAUUGAGCUGUCCCGUUUGUAUCAAAGCACAACCAAAUCUCUGAAAGUUUCAUUUUAACACUUUAAUUUUCCAAUAUCUUGCGCACAUAAAGUUUUUCAAUAUAUAAAAUACUUACAGCUGUUCUCGUUGGAAAUACACAAUCAUACAUAUCGAUUCCUAACGCACUGCAUACAAUUAGGUCAACUGCAAAUCCAACACCCAUAAGAUAUCGCGGUUUAUCUUUUGGAAGGAUAUUUGUUGAUAGAUGGACCAUUUUCCAAAAAUCGUCCUUACUCUCCCCACCACUAAAAUUGUUAUAAAAAUUAUUAUUAUAUAUAAGAUUUUGUUUUUUUUCCUUUUUUUUUUAAAUUUAUUAUUUAUAUUUUAACCAAUAAUCUAGUAAUAUAUUUACCUUAAGCCUCCUAUGGCAUAUCCAUUCACUUUUCGCUUAAUUAAUUGUCGUGCGCUUUCGGAUCGUAGUUCGGGAUUUAAACCACCUUGCACGAUUGGAAAUAUACUUUGCUCAUUUGAUCUUUCAUGUGCUGAUAAACAACGAUCUAGCCAACGUGUUGUUCUAAAAAAAUGAUUUAUUGUAUCAGAUUAAUAUAACAUUUAAUUACAAAUUAGGCAAUAUUUAAGUAUAUGUAAUCUAACAUUUAAUAUAAAAAAAAAAAAUGUUUUUAAAACGAAAAUU